This is a messenger RNA of Trichechus manatus latirostris (Florida manatee), 801 nucleotides long. It is a transcript of the gene GP9, whose product is annotated as glycoprotein IX platelet. Gene Ontology annotation, molecular function: protein binding. The record is from RefSeq and is a predicted model, not a curated record. The coding region runs from base 160 to 693 and encodes 177 amino acids. The transcript has 2 exons. NCBI's taxonomy places the organism in Eukaryota, Metazoa, Chordata, Mammalia, Sirenia, Trichechidae.
CUCCCUACUGACCCCCACGCCCACCUACAGCCAGAGUGGGCCCACGGUGCCCAGUGUGAGGUCAGCCAGGCCCUGGGCUGAGCACACCCUUCACUUCCUUCAGUCCACGCCAUUUCACAGAGGUGAAAGCUGAGGCCUGAGGAGGAAGCCAGCUGCCCAAUGCCUGCCUGGGGGGCCCUGUUCCUGCUCUGGGCCGUGGUGGAGACCACCAAAGACUGCCCCAAACAGUGCGCCUGCCACUCUCUGGAGACCAUGGGGCUGUGGGUGGAUUGCUCAGGCCAGGGGCUCACGGAGAUGCCCGCCCUGCCCGCCCGCACUCGCCACCUCCUGCUGGCCAACAACAGCCUGCACAAGGUGCCCCCGGGUGCCUUCGACCACCUGCCCCAGCUACAGACCCUCCAUGUGGCACAGAACCCUUGGCACUGCGACUGCAGCCUCACCUACCUGCGCCUCUGGCUGGAGGACCACGCACCUGAGGACCUGGGCUACGUUCUCUGUGCCAGCCCCAGCCUAGCCGCCGGCCGCCCACUCAGCCAGCUGACUGGCUAUGAGCUGGGCAACUGUGGCUGGCAGCUGCAGGCUUCCUGGGCCUCCUCUGGCACCUGGUGGGACAUCGCAUUGGUCGCCGUGGCCCUUCUGGGCCUGGUGCUCCUGGUGGGCCUGCUGUGCAUUACCACCAGGCCCUGGCACUGAGCCCUGUCCCGUCACCUGUAGGCUACAGCCGCUGCCGGGGCCCCCAGCCCUGGUCAACCCAGCCACCAGUAGCCCAAAAUAAACCAGAUGCUCUGCCGUCUUAUCUAA